Messenger RNA from Papilio xuthus (Asian swallowtail), 1313 nucleotides. RefSeq lists its product as uncharacterized. The transcript is spliced from 4 exons. The record is from RefSeq and is a predicted model, not a curated record. Bases 176 to 1120 code for a protein of 314 amino acids. NCBI's taxonomy places the organism in Eukaryota, Metazoa, Arthropoda, Insecta, Lepidoptera, Papilionidae.
UGACUUACUCGUCAGUAUACGAGGACGGUGGCAUCGCGCGGUCGCGUACAUUUGUAUUUUUAAUUUAAUCAUUAUCGUAAUUUACUCUUACUGUUAUACCAACCAGUGAAUACAAGCAAUAAGAUUCAACGACGUCUCAAAUUACAUAGAAGACAAUCAAAAAUAGAUUAAUCCGAUGCCGUCAAGCAAAAAAAUGGUAAAAGAUAUUAAAAAAGGUGGCAUGGACGGCCUAAUUGGUAAGUCCUCGUCUAAAAAGUCCAGUAACAUUUUGGAUUAUGGGAAAAAACAGACGAACAAAGUUUCUGUUAAAACUACUACUAUGAACCAGACAACGAAGAAAAGCACUACUGAAAACUUCCAUGGCAAAAUUGGUAGUACUGUUACUGCUACUAAUCCAAAACAAAAUAAAAAUAAUUUCGCGACUUCAGCUUCGACAAAUAAUGACAAGAAAUAUUCCACAAAUAUUUUUGGAGAAAAGGCGGGAAGUUCUAAAAAUCAUGGGCUUUCCACCUUAGUGUCACAACCAACACCAGUUGCAGAUAAGAACUAUGUUUCUUCUUAUAAGGAUGCUAAAAAUAAAAAAUCAUCAAUAACAUUUGGAAUAAUAUGGCUACCAACGAAAAGACGCAACAAGUUAAAAGAUAACUUAAAAAAUGUUGAUGGACGGGACCGUUCCAAAGAAAGAACACCUUCAAUGUAUAACUUAAUUUCUGAUCGUCCGAUUGAUAAAAUUGAAACAAGUAAGGAGCGGGAUCUAUUCCCUUCUGGAACUCUGAAAAUGGCGCCUCCAGUUUAUUUUAGGGAAAAUAAUAGCGAACAAUCUCUUGGUCUGAAUCAUUUGUAUCACGAAAAAUAUGACGAUCAACACGAACGUGAAGGAAAUGAGGCUGGUGUCUCCAAUACAAGUGUCAAUGGUGCCAAAGAGGAUAUAUCAAAUGAAGAAACCAACACCAACAACAAUCCGCAGUGCAAAGGUGAAGAUGUUGUUGAUAAAGUUAACAUGAUGCGUAGGCAAUCACUAUCGAAAGAACAAACUCCUGAUUCCGGUACAGAAAAGGAGGAAUGUAUAGUUGUAUGGCUUCAUUAUAUGUUACAAUGUAGUGAUUGUUGUAUCAUGUAAAUAUAUGAAAUUUAUUUCAUAUAUUACACCCAUAUCAAUGGUAAAACAAUCAAGACGAGAUCUUUAAAAAAAACACUAUUUUACACCUUUUAAUGUGGAAAUUUGUAGUUGUAAAAAUCGGCUUGUUUUAUACAAUGUUUGUAUAUAUAAUUCUUCUGUGAGUGUGUAUGUCUGAACUUCUCUCAAAUGACUG